AUGAAACAGAAGCCGCGCGUUCACCUUGUCCGCUAUCUCCCUGCUCCCUCUGCCGCCCUUUCUUCCUCGCCUUCAUCACCGAAGACCAAUAAGAAACGCGAACAGAAAAUGGUUCAAAGGAUUUCCGAAAAUACCCCUAACUCCUACCGAUCAGUCGCUGACACUACAGCGCCAAUCGCGCGCCUAGAAUUGACAAAUUUCCUUGUCUUCACACUAGCGCCCAAGGUGAGCGAGGAACAGCUUUUCCACAGCCUCUGGCGCUCGGGUUUUUCGUCAGGAACAGCAACAGCAGCAGCAGUCGAAGUAACAGCUCCUGCUAUCCGAGGCAAUUUUACGGACCGCAGCGACUUUCUCCACCGCACUGCUUCUUAUACUCCCUUGUCCGAAAUGCCGUGUUGCAUGCCCCUUCGUGUGUGUGUGUGUGUGUCUGUUGGGGCUAAUUCCGGGCAUCUCGGUCGGGCUGGUGGUUUUUGCUUGCCGCAAAGUGUUUUCAUCUCGACCUCAUCGUUCCUCCUUCCACAAAGCGUGUGGCGGUACCCAAAGCCCUUUGCAUUGUGCUGUUCAAAGGCGGUCAUAAUUUCUGUUGCCGCCGCCGCUGCCGCCGCCACCGCCGCGGUUAAUCCCUGCCCGAGAUUUGUGGACCAGUCUCGGGAAAAUGGGUGUGUAGUUGAGUUUCCAGCGGCUGGUCCCGCCGAAGAGCCUUUCUUUCACCAAGACUGCAAAAAAACCAGCAGGCUGCAUGCCCCCCUCCUCUGCCUUCCCUGCGUGCACGCAUUAGGCCUCGUCGGCAGAGCGCUUUGUCGGCGACCUCGCCUUUCAUCCUCCCUUAUAAUGACGGGCCAUUUGAAGUCGCUUCGAGUGAAGUACCACCUCGGCGGCGGUGGCGGCGGAAUCCGUUUGUGUGUUUGGACCCAAAAGGCUCGAGAGAGCAUAAUCUCUGUGCAUGCGUGGGUGCGCGCGCGCGCAUGCCCCCUGCACUCCCUUAGCUCCGUCGGCUUGCAGAGAAAAAACGCGCGUGCGCGUACGCACUCUUGCGCAAGGGAAGGAGCUCAUUUCGAACCGGUUUACAUCACCCUUUAUUCUGAAGCCGACACCGGUUUUAUUAUACUGCUGGAAAAGGAGGAGGAGGAGGAGGACGUUGUCAUAAAUAGUUUCAAGAGUAAACGUGGCCGUUGCCUGCCACUGCCGUCCUUCGUGCACUGCACAAGCGACACGAGCGGCUCUUAUGUCGGUGUGCAUGUACGGCUUCUUUUCCUUGUGCGUCGUAGAGGCGCACGCGACAGCGGCAGUUGUAAAAGUUGCCUAAUCGUGGCGGUCCUUCGCUUUGUGUGUGUGUGUGUGAAUGCGCAGAUCAAAAGCAUGUUUGGGAAGAGAUGGCGGAUGCCUGUGCGCACGCACCCACGCGCCAAUCCAUCAGUCGGCGGCGGCGGCGGCGGCAGCAGCAGCUACGGCGACGACGAGGACGACGACGACGACUCCGUGCACGCGCACCACUUUUGA
Messenger RNA from Mesocestoides corti, 1500 nucleotides. The record is from the annotation of a GenBank genome assembly. Lineage: Eukaryota; Metazoa; Platyhelminthes; Cestoda; Cyclophyllidea; Mesocestoididae.